This is a messenger RNA of Gasterosteus aculeatus aculeatus (three-spined stickleback), 3427 nucleotides long. It is a transcript of the gene phex, whose product is annotated as phosphate regulating endopeptidase homolog, X-linked. NCBI's taxonomy places the organism in Eukaryota, Metazoa, Chordata, Actinopteri, Perciformes, Gasterosteidae. Gene Ontology annotation, biological process: protein processing. The record is from RefSeq and is a predicted model, not a curated record. Gene Ontology annotation, molecular function: metalloendopeptidase activity. Gene Ontology annotation, cellular component: plasma membrane.
GUGGGGGGGGGUGUGGGGAGCACCGGGGCAUUAAGUCAUGGAACUGGAGCGUUUAGGUGGUGGUGGGGUAAAACCCGAGAGGGGCAACAGUCGUCUCUACAGGAUCGCCCUGGCCGUGUGUGUGUGUCUCUGCGCCGCUCUGCUGCUCGCACUCAUACUGGUCUCUCAGAAAUCCCGCCAGGAGGAGUUCUGUGUGACGGCAGAAUGCAUCGAAGCAGCGGGGUCCGUCAUGAGUAAAAUGGAUCGCUCCGUUGACCCCUGCGAGGACUUCUACGGGUUCUCCUGCGGCGGUUGGCUGAAGGAGAACCCGAUCCCCGAAGACUCGUCUUCGUACGGGAUCUACCCGUGGCUGCGACAGAACGUCGACCUGCGACUCAAAGAGCUACUAGAAGCUCCUUCAGGUCCGGAUGAACUGGAGGCCGUGACCAAAGCUAAAACCCUCUACCGGUCCUGCAUGAACGAGACCGCCCUGGAGGAGGCUGACAGCCAGCCCAUGCUGGGGACGCUGCGGCAGCCUGCGUUCCGGUGGCCCGUUGUGGGCGACGGGCUGGGCGGGGACUACCGGUGGCUGGCGGCGGAUUGGAGCCUCCUGAAGACGCUGACGGCGAUGAGGAACCAGCACGCCAAGAGCGUCCUGGUGCGCCUGUACGUCAGCCCCGAUGACAAGAAGUCCUUCCAAUACAUCAUCAAGCUCGAUCAGGUGUCCUUGUCUCUGCCCUCCAGGGAAGACUACAUCACCGACACCGCCUCCGCCCGGGCGUAUCGUGCGGCCCUGCUGAGCCUGAUGGUGGACACGGCCGUGAUGCUGGGCGCUCCGGAGAAAGCGGCGCUGACCCAGAUGACGGAGGCUCUCGACUUUGAGACCCGACUAGCUCACAUCCUGAUUCCCUCCGAAGACCGCAACGGUGACAGCAUGUACAACAAAAUGUCCCUUUCCGAUCUGCAGAGCUCCAUUCCGCAGUUCGACUGGCUGGGCUUCGUUAAAGCCGUGGUGGAGUCCGAGGCCGACCCGGCUCGCUCCGUCUCCUCCUCGGAGUUCGUCAUUGUCCGAGCGCCGCAGUACUUCAAGGAACUUUUCGAGCUCAUCAACAGCACAGAUAGCAGAACUGUGGCAAACUACGUCCAGUGGAGGUCAGUUUUAUCCAGGAUCACCACUCUGAGCCGUCGUUUCCUUUUCAGAUACCUGGACUUUGCUCGGGUAACCACGGGAACCACCUCGCUGAGCCCGCGCUGGGACAAGUGCGUGAACUACGUGGAGAACACGCUUGUCUACGCCACCGGGCGCCUCUUUGUGGACACACACUUCGAGGAGGACAAGAAACACAUGAUGGAGGAGCUGAUCGAGGGCGUUCGCUGGGCCUUCAUCGACAUGCUGCAGAAGGAGAACGACUGGAUGGACGGACCAACGAAGAAGAAAGCUGUGGAGAAGGCUCACGCCGUCCUGGCUAAGGUCGGCUACCCCGAGUUCAUUCUGAACGACACUUACCUCAACGAGGAUUUAAAGCAGCUCUCGUUCAGUGAGAAGGACUACUACGGGAACGUGAUGCAGACGUUGAGGUUCCUCGGCCAGUCGGACAUCACGUGGCUCCGAAAGAGCGUCCCGCGCACAGAGUGGUUCACAAACCCAACGACUGUGAACGCCUUCUACAGCUCCUCCACCAAUCAAAUCAGGUUUCCCGCUGGAGAGCUUCAAAAACCCUUCUUCUGGGGAAGAGAGUAUCCGAGGUCAUUGAGUUACGGUGCCAUCGGCGUGAUAGUGGGUCACGAGUUCACACACGGCUUCGACAACAACGGUCGCAGGUACGACAAAAACGGCAACCUGGGCCAGUGGUGGAGCAACUCGUCCAUAGCGGCCUUCACCGAGAAGACCCAGUGCAUGACGGACCAGUACAACGGCUACCACUGGCAGGAAGCGGGCCUGAACGUUCGGGGGAAGAGGACUCUGGGAGAGAACGUAGCAGACAACGGAGGAAUAAGAGAGGCUUUUAGGGCGUACCGGCGGUGGGUAGCGGAGAGCAGAGGCGGCGUGGAGGAGCCUCGGCUGCCUGGAGUCGGACUGAACAACAACCAGCUGUUCUUCAUGAGCUACGCACAUGUGAGAUGUAACUCUUACCGCCCGGAAGCAGCCAGGGACCAGGUGCAGAGUGGAGCUCACAGUCCGGCGAAAUACAGGGUCAUCGGAGCGAUGAGCAACUACGAAGAGUUCCGGAAAGUGUUCAGCUGUCCCGAGUCAUCAGUUAUGAACCGGGGCGCAGAUUCCUGCCGGGUGUGGUGACCUUUGACCUCAGCUUGACCCCCGAAGCAGGCCGGAGCUGCCCGAAAAGAAGAAAAAAAAAAGGCCGAAUAAAGCCGGACUCAGCAGAGAUAGUUUAGGCGAUGUGGGAACAAUAAAGAAGGAGUUCUCCUCACAGAAAGCACACGGUUCGGUUCAAAGUGUUACAGACUGAAGCACAUCUUUAGAUGGGCUACUGUAUAUUGUUACUGAAACCCAUGUUUGCUUCUUCAAUAGUUACAUUUCCUGCAUAAAUUAUGACCGAAGCCAUUUAGGGGGAAGAGAUCGUUCUACGUAGUGCAAGUGUGAGUCGAGAACCUUUCCAAUAGUAAAGUAAAUGUAUGUAAACGAUACAGUUUCUUUCUUUUUCUUCAAAUAGUCAAAUAUUUUGGUGAGUAGGCUGAGCAGAAAUUAAUGUCAGCAUGUAAUCAUCAGAAGCCAUGAAUGCGCCAAAAUAUAUGUAUACUCAAUUUAUACUAAAUAUAAGCAGAAAACACAAAACAUUCAGAGACAUUUUAUCUCUAAAAACUAUUUUGUUUACCUUUUUAAAUAUGUGUGAGCACUUGUAUUUGAUGUCAGAUAUUUAACAGAGGUUGUACCAGGUGAGAUGUGUGUGUGUGUGUGUGUCUGACUGCGUGUGUGUGUGUGUGUGUGUGUGUGUGGGCUUUGCUUUGAUGUAUCUCCUCGCCUCGGCUUCUGUUCCACUUUGGUUCAAUCUCGUGUCAGACGCUCGUAUUCAUUCAGCCCGAGGCGGAUUAGCUCGCUGAAUUACCAGCACUCCGACGACGAGACGCACUCGCCGCAUCUCUGCCUCCGCGUUCUCAAGCGCACUUCCGAGCUGCACUCGCGCCGAUAAAGAGGAUGUUCUUUGUUGAUAAUAAUUCAUUUCUGCCAAUGUAAUAAUUGAUUUGUUGUUCUUUGGGAACGCAACAAAAAAAAAGCAUCUUUCUAAUUACUUAGCAGAGUUUAUUAUGAAAUGCUGGAUAAUAAAAGUCCAGACGUCCAGAGUGAAAAUAAUUAAACUGAUAACAAUAUUGAUUUUUUUUUUUUAAUUCUUUUAUUGUGAUUCAUUUUUGCUUCUUCAUCAUAAUAAAUGUGAUUAUGUUGAACUGUGUGGCUGUUUUAAGUUUGCUCUAAUAAAAGUCUGGCAUGGUA